UGUAACACGACGCUUCAGGAGUUGCCAUCAUCACAUGGCAGAUGGAAAUUUCCACUCAGACUGCCUCGCUCGUUAAAUGGGAAGGGUCUCCAACUCUCGUUCUCCACUAGUCCGCCUCCUCCUCGUCGUCGUCCGCCCGCGUACAGCUGUCCGCCGCUCCGAGAGCGUUAGGUAAAAAAAAAAAAAAAAGAAGUCGAGCCACAGUCGAGGAAGAAGCACAUCUCCUAGUUGAGAACUCUGAGCCCCGAGGUCCUGAAAAACCAAACUUCUCCGCCUUUUUCGUUCUGCUGUGCACCACCAUGCCGGGAGUCAUGGAACGUAUGGAGCUGAGGAAAGUCGCCACAGAGGGGGACGAUGACAGCACCACUAGCCUGGAGGACCGCUUCACAGAGCCCAUUGACUCUGAGAAGGCCACCAUCGACAGUCAAUUUCUGGAUGACAACGAUGACGCCGAAAGCCAGAAGUUCCUGUCAAAUGGGAUGAUGAAGAAGAAGAAAUACGAGGAAUACCACGAAGAAUACCAUCCCGGUCAUGCCUCCUUUGGAAUGUCAGUCUUCAACCUGAGCAACGCCAUCAUGGGCAGCGGCAUUCUGGGCCUGUCGUACGCCAUGGCGAACACCGGCAUUGUGCUCUUCACAAUCCUCCUCGUCGCCGUGGCCAUCCUCUCCUUAUACUCCGUGCAUCUGCUCCUCAUGACGGCCAAAGAAGGAGGAUCCCUCAUCUAUGAGAAGCUGGGAGAGAGGGCGUUCGGCUGGCCGGGGAAAAUGGCGGCUUUCGGAUCGAUAAUAAUGCAGAACAUUGGAGCCAUGUCCAGCUACCUCUUCAUCGUGAAGUACGAGCUGCCCGAGGUGAUCCGAGCCUUCUUGGCUUUGGAAGAGAACUCCGGCGAGUGGUACCUGAACGGGAACUACCUGGUGGUGUUCGUGUCCAUCGGAGUCAUCCUGCCUUUGUCUCUCCUUAAAAACCUGGGCUACCUGGGCUACACCAGCGGUUUCUCCCUUUCCUGCAUGGUCUUCUUCCUGGGUGUGGUGAUCUACAAGAAGACCCAGCUGCCCUGCCCGCUCCCUUUCUUUUACCACCACUCGUCCAACCUCAGCAUGAACGCCUCCGACAUGUCGGGGUUGUACCACCCGCAAAACCUGACGGCGCAAAUGGAUUUCUCCCGUGCCGACGUUUCCCCGGCGGUCCUCGGCAGCCACGACGCCCAUCAGUCCACCGGCAUCCACGUCGCACCUCACCCCGACGACGAGGAGAUGUGCACGCCGAAAUACUUCGUCUUCAACUCUCAGACGGCAUACACCGUGCCCAUCCUGGCCUUCGCCUUUGUCUGCCACCCUGAGGUCCUGCCCAUCUACAGCGAGCUGAAAGAUCGCAGCAGGAAAAAGAUGCAGAACGUCUCCAACCUGUCCAUCCUGACCAUGCUCAUCAUGUACAUGCUGUCGGCGCUGUUCGGCUACCUCACCUUUUACGACAACGUGGAGGCAGAGUUGCUCCACACCUUCACCAAGGUUUACAAGUUCGACACCAUGCUGCUGUUGGUCCGUUUGGCUGUCCUCACCGCCGUCACUCUGACUGUCCCCAUCGUGCUGUUCCCUAUCCGCUCCUCCAUCACCACGCUGCUGUUCAGCGGCCGAGAGUUCAGCUGGACCCGCCACAUGCUGAUCGCCGCCGCCAUCCUGGCCUUCAACAACAUGCUGGUCAUCUUCGUACCCACCAUCAGAGACAUCUUCGGCUUCAUCGGUUCAUCUGCAGCCACCAUGCUCAUCUUCAUCCUACCUGCCGCCUUUUACAUCCGCCUGGUCAAAUCUGUGCCGUUCCGCUCCCCGCAGAAGAUCGGGGCGACCAUCUUCCUAGUCGUGGGAAUCGUCUUCAUGAUUGGCAGCUUGUCACUCAUCGUCCUCGACUGGAUCCACAACCCCUCAGGCUCCGGCGAGGGUCACUAAGCCCCCCCGCCUCUCGCCUUGUGUUUUUUCUUUGUUGUUGUUUUUUUUUGCAUUUGAAGGGUGCGGCAAAACCACCGCACCGCUUCUGUUUCUGGUUUUCAUCGUCUGGUCCCACAAACGGGGAGCAACACUCGUCAGCAGUCCCCUUUCCCUUCAUCAGAUUUUAAACACUGCUCAUAAAACCGCAACGUAUAGACAUCAGGUGCUGCACCAGGUUAAGAAAUCUUCAUUCUUUCCUCCCAGAGAGAAUAUCUGGAGGGAGGGGUUUUUUUUUGUUUUUCGCUCUGUUUCAUUUUUUGUCUUAUUUUUGUUGCUGUAAAGUUACGGAUGUGACACAAUACGAACGACACAAUCGAAAACCUGGAGAGGGGGAAGCAGACCGUUGUUCGACGUGCCACCACGACAGCCUGAAAUGAUCACCAUCGUCAUCCUCGCCAUCAUUGUCAUCGUCGUUGUCCUUCCCAGCUCUCCGAGAGACAGAACAAACACACCCGGAGCAGAUCUGUGGACUGUGACUUGCAGGGCUGGAAAGACGAUACGAGUCCCUCGGUCCUCUGCACUUGAAGAAGACAUUUGGAGGUUGAGCGUUUCCUCCUCCUCGAACCAAGGAGCCCUUCUAGCAUCUGGCAUUUCACUUUGUGUUCAGAGUGCACACACACACACAUACACACACAACACACACGUAGACAAAAUAAACCCCUGUGCCUGUGCAUUCAAGCAACCGUUUACGGGAAAUUCCCAAAAUUAAUCAAGCAGUCGCUUCAUCUUAAAACAACGUCAAUCACGUAGAACUUUUAUUCUUAUGUUUGUUUUAUUUUGCUGCUCUGCUACACAUUAACUAUCAGAAGCGUUGCCAAAGUCUACAUGCACAUACGGAUUUAGUGGGUCCGGUUCAUGCUGGGGCUUCCUCGCCGGCUGUUGUUACCCUGGCUGUGUGCACGAAGCAAGGGGAUGCUUUCAGUAUUACUGUCGCAGAGGGAUCAGAACACGCCGGGCAUCAAUGUACAUAAUUUAGUGUGUCUACUGAAAAAAACAAAAAAAAAUGCAUGAUGUACAUAAUCUUACUCGGCCUCAUACGGCUCUCCAAGUUGCAUGAGGUUGAAGGUCAUUUCCAACACUCGGUAUCUACACCUUGCUGGAAUAAUUUAUUAGGCAUUAAAAGGGCUGGACUGAAAGGUACACAAAACCACAGGUUGUUUUGUUUUGUUUUGGGUUUUUUUUUUAAUAACGCUGAAAAGUACAAUUGGUCAAUAAAAAAGUGAAUUAAAUGCAAUCAAUAGAAUAAAACGUGAAGAAGCUGAUAUAAAAUAUGUAGGCAAGGUGCCAAGACCGUACUGGAAUGUGAAAGUCGUGCCAUGAAACCCCCGGUAUCUCAAAAUGUGAUUUAAAUGUAAAGUCAGAAUGUUAUCAGGCCCUAUUUUGCUUAAAAAAAAAUAGUUUGAUAUUUUUCGAAACGUGCUGUCUUCAUGGGAGUUUGAUGAAAAGAUCGAUACAUUAUGUUUUGGUGCGACAUAUUAAGCUAACGUUACAGCCAGCAGGCCAAAAGACAGGAAGCCAAGGAAAAAGAGCUAGCUAAUUCACUGAAAACCACAGUUGUUUGUUCACAGAGUCAGUGUUUCCUUUUUGUUCUCAAAUUCAAUUAAUGAAAUAAGUUUAAAUUACAAGUCUUGAGAGGAGCUAGAUGGUCUCUUUUAACUUAGACCGAGCCAGGCAUGCUGUUUUCCCUCGCUCUCAGUCUUAACAACAGGCUUAGCUAACCGCGCUAGCUUCAAAUUAAGCUAGGACGUGACCCUUUUUUUUUGUUUUUUCAAACAAGGUGAUGAUUUGUGCUUUUUAUUUAAUCUACUAAAAACCUGAAAAAAGUCUGUGUUGAAAAUGGACAAGUCAAAUUCAGGUAGAUUUUGGAGCUAAAAACAUUGGCCCCAUAAUCUGUUUUGUUGACAAGACCAGGAUUGAAACUGUCCGGUCUUCACUCGAUGAGUUAUCAGAUAAGAACUUCAACGGUUUUACUUUUAAAAUCGUGCCUUUGGUAUAUUCACAUUUUAUAACUGGCUUCUGAUACCGGUGCCUUCGGUAAAAUAAACGCCAUCACCAGCCUAACCUCAUCUCACCUCUUCUCCGAUGCUGUUACGUGUCACGAACAUAUCCAGCCAAAGUUGACAACAUUAAUAGAUCCUUUGUGGAUCUAUGUACAUGAAACAAAUAGAUAUUUCAAAUGAAAUAGUGCAUAAUGUUCGUGUUUUUGGAUUACAAACGUGGUCUUUUUGGCCAAUUGUAUAUGCUCUGUAAAUAAUCUUUAUUUUAUGGUACACUGACACUCAUUGUCUGUGACUGGGUUGUUAGGGGGGGUUCUUGGCUUACAAGUCCUCUGCAAUCCAGUGUUCGUUUUAGUAAAUAUAUAAAUAUAUAACGUGUUAGAUCUUUUUUUUUUUUUUCUUGCUGUAUGACAGUAGGUUUGUUUCCUUUAUUUGAAGCUUGUAUAUUUGUAGAAAUUUUGGUCUCUAUAUAUCCAUUUUCAUGGUUUUAUGUCUAACCUGUCAUAUCAGGAUGUUUUCAUCAACGGCCUACUUCAAAACACUUUUUUUUUGUUUUUUUUCCCCAAAAGUCUCAGAAACAAGGCAACGCAUUUCUGUAGCUUACUGGCUCAUGCUGACCGAUGCUGGGUCGUAAAUCAAAGCCACAAGUAAGCAGUAUUGAUGUCGAAUGUGUUUUCAAAAACAGUGCUGUAACGCUUGACAGAGGCAGUACGAGAUCAUCCUAAGUAUUUCAUGACCACACUACAGGAAGGAUCCUGAUAAUUUGUUAAAAGAGCUCAUGGCUCUAAUGCUAUUUAUGGCACGGCAUAACCCUUAUGCUAACGCAUAACUGUACAGUUAAACCAACGUGUAGCUGUACACCUAUACCAAGCUGUAGUUACCUAUGCUAAGGGGUUACUGUACCCCUGUGCUAACGUGUAGCUGUCCACUUAUGCUAACGUGUAGCUGUACACCUAUACCAAGCUGUAGUUACCUAUGCUAAGAGGUUACUGUACCCCUGUGCUAACGUGUAGCUGUCCACUUAUGCUAACGUGUAGCUGUACACCUAUACCAAGCUGUAGUUACCUAUGCUAAGGGGUUACUGUACCCCUGUGCUAACGUGUAGCUGUCCACUUAUGCUAACGUGUAGCUGUGCACCUAUACCAAGCUGUAGUUACCUAUGCUAAGGGGUUACUGUACCCCUGUGCUAACAUGUAGCUCUACACCUAUGCUAAUGUGCUGCUGUCUUAAAACUGCACAAGAACCCUUCCAUGCUUGCCAGUUUUGAAGCUCUACCAGGACAAUCGUACACAGCUGUAGUUCACACCUCACCGUGGCUUAUAAUUUAUAUCACUGCUGUCAUAGAAAAAACUUUUUUUUUUUUUUUUUUUUAAACCCAGUUUCAUCAAGGUUUUAAUUCCAUGACAUUACUUGAACUGAAGCUUUCCACGGCCUGAUUAAAGUCAGUGAGCUUUGUGAGCGAAGGGUCCACGCAGCCCCUUCAGUGCUCGUUAUGAAUGUUCAAUAAUGGAUUGUUCUCAAGUUGAAAAUCUGGCCUACGCUAUCUAAAUUUUUUGUUGAAUGUUUGGCUGUAACUUUUUAUUUUUGGCUGUGAGCCUCCAGCCAUCAGUGGCUUAUUCUGCUCAACACCAACACCUCGACCCAACGUAGUAUCUCAGGUAUUCAGUCUGGAUGAAUUCUUGUUGUCACUUCUAGAUAACGUCACAUCUCUUCACCUUUUGCAUGAUUGAGCCGAGCUGUGCAAUGCUGUUUGCAUAUCGUGCUGGCCCAGAUGAGAAGUCGUCCUGUGGAUGUGUAAAAACCAGUUCCCAGCUCAUUUUGACAGUGUUUAGAAAAGGAGUUGUGCAGAAACCACCUGCCUUAUUUUUGUAUGACCCUCAGCCGCGGAGAAGCACUUGCUCAAUGUUUCUGCUGAUCACAAUGACUCUGCUUCCUGUGGAUCAGGCUGAACAUUCAGAUUUGUAAUUUUACCCAAACAAAGGGGAUGUUUUUUGUAUCAGUGAUGCUGUUUCAUUAUGAUGAACAAUAAAAAUGUGAAAUGAAAUUUU
Messenger RNA from Acanthopagrus latus (yellowfin seabream), 6027 nucleotides. RefSeq names its product solute carrier family 38 member 4 (gene slc38a4). Lineage: Eukaryota; Metazoa; Chordata; Actinopteri; Spariformes; Sparidae. Gene Ontology annotation, biological process: amino acid transmembrane transport. The record is from RefSeq and is a predicted model, not a curated record. The transcript has 16 exons. Bases 300 to 1943 code for a protein of 547 amino acids. Gene Ontology annotation, molecular function: amino acid transmembrane transporter activity.